This is a messenger RNA of Mycena citricolor, 3175 nucleotides long. The record is from the annotation of a GenBank genome assembly. NCBI's taxonomy places the organism in Eukaryota, Fungi, Basidiomycota, Agaricomycetes, Agaricales, Mycenaceae.
UAACUUCACUUGCUCAGCUCUAACCUUUACCACCAUGCCCCCCAAAGCUGACUGGGAAAAAUACGAGAAGAAGAUUGAUGAGAAGGACGAGAAGAUUGUGGCCCUCGAUGACAGCGACAUCCAAAUCCUCAAGACCUACGGUCAAGGCCCGUAUGCGCAGAAGCUGAAGGCGGUUGAGUCAGACAUCAAAGACGUGCAAAAGCGGAUAAAUGAGGUCCUCGGCGUGAAGGAAUCGGACACUGGACUCGCUUCACCCAAUCUCUGGGACUUGGCUGCCGACGGUGCACGUCAUCAAGAACAGGUUCUUCAAGUCGCCCGGUGUACAAAGAUUAUCCCUGUUGACCCCGCGGCGGCGGCGGCAGCCAAAGCGCUCAGUCCUCUUGGCGCGCUACAAGGCAACAAAGGCGCUGACGAGCAAGAUAAAUAUGUUGUCAAUCUCAAGCAGAUUGCCAAGUUUGUCGUUGGCCUCGGUGAUCGGGUGGCUUCCGAUGAUAUCGAGGAGGGAAUGCGUGUGGGUGUCGACCGAACCAAAUAUCAAAUUCAAAUUCCAUUGCCGCCAAAGAUCGAUGCGUCUGUGACGAUGAUGCAGGUCGAAGAAAAGCCCGAUGUGACCUACUCGGAUGUUGGCGGCUGCAAAGAACAGAUCGAGAAACUCAGGGAAGUCGUCGAAACCCCCUUGCUCUCACCCGAACGUUUUGUCAAUCUUGGAAUCGACCCACCCAAAGGAGUGAUGCUUUACGGUCCGCCCGGAACUGGUAAGACACUUUGCGCAAGAGCCGUCGCCAAUAGGACGGAUGCGACAUUCAUCCGUGUUAUUGGAUCCGAGUUGGUGCAGAAGUAUGUCGGCGAGGGUGCUCGUUUGGUCCGAGAGUUGUUCGAGAUGGCUCGGAGUAAGAAAGCCUGCAUCAUCUUUUUUGACGAAGUCGAUGCGAUUGGUGGUGCCCGAUUUGAUGACGGCGCUGGAGGCGACAAUGAAGUACAGCGGACGAUGCUGGAGCUGAUCAACCAAUUGGACGGCUUCGACCCACGAGGAAAUAUUAAAGUUCUCAUGGCUACUAACCGGCAAGUGUUUUCUUUGCCUGAUGCGGAAGGGCGUGCACAUAUUCUGCGAAUCCAUGCCCGCAGCAUGAGCGUUGAGCGAGACAUUCGAUUCGAUCUCAUCGCUCGCUUGUGUCAAGGAACCACAGGAGCUGAGUUGCGAUCUGUGGCCACCGAGGCUGGGAUGUUUGCCAUCCGAGGUAGACGAAAGGUAGCGUCUGAGAGAGACUUUUUGGAUGCAGUACAAAAAGUCGUCAAGGAGGGAACCAAAUUCUCCAGCACUCCCUUGUACCAGGUGUACAAUUAGUACUACUUAUGCUAAUGGUUUUUUCUGUAUGAUCUUUGACGCGUAGUUUCAUGUUUCCCUUUCCAAGUCCACAGUGGCACAUCUUUGGGGAUCAUUUGGUACUUGACCUUGCGUACAGCCCGUUUCCGCUCGUCAUUUCCCUUAGGCUGGUCUUUCUCUGAAUGCCGCAGGGCGAUCUGGGCUCGCAUCCCCCGCCGGAGGAUAUUGAUCAGCGGGAAUUCGUCUAGUUGGUCGCCAGAGACGUGGUUGUGUUGAUUGAGAAUCUCAUCGACGGUGGGAAUGCGACCGCUCUGGGAAGCGAUGACAGUUGCGACAGCAGUUCGGCGCACGCUGUUAUGCUCGAUGAGACGCUCCAUGAUCCAACGAUACGCUUUGUGCGGAUUGGGAUCCAGGGUCAUGUGGUCGAAUGGGCCCAUCAGCUCCAGCGCGAAGCGUGGGGCGUUUUUCUUCUUCAACCUCGCGAUGUAGAUGUCAAAGUAGACUUUGCGGGCCAUAUAGCGGAGAAGGACAAAGUAAGUCCGCUCGUUGACGCCCAGUCCAAGAUCGAUCGUAGUGCUCAGCGCAAUGAUGGCUGCGGGAUAGUCGUCAACGUACAGGAACGUACGGAAUGCUAUAAGCAAGAGACUGCGGUCGGUUUCGAGUUGACGCUGAGCCACAGAAGGGAUAUCGGACCGAGGCGGAUGGAACCGUUCGCUGAAGCACAGGGACAUCAUGUCCGCAAAAAGAAGUCGGGGAGGCACCACUAUUCCUUUGUCCUGAUCCCGUCUUGACGCAUUUUGCCGAUACUUGUUCUUGUACUGGAAUCCGAGCAAUCGGAACAAAUUCUGGUACGUGUUUGCAUCGGGCUUGAGCGGAGUCGUCAUCGCAAGCCGCAUGAUGACGCUGUAAAACGCAAAAGCUUUGCGUAGGCCACGAAACAGUUUCUCGCGAGCGAUGAGAGAGUUGAACACAGCGAUGUGGAUGGGCACAUCCUUCUCCUGCAUGAUUCCCAUGAUACGAUCCACAGCCUCUUGGUCUGAUCUUGUUCCCGGCGCCGUGCGCAAGAUUUGAGCGUAGGGCUGCGUCCGAUUCUCGAAGGUGGGGCGCGAACCACCCUGGUAUUCGAACUCCACUAUAGUCCUGGCAGCCAUGUCGAUCUCUCCCGCCCGAGUGUGCAGUUCGAUCAGUUUCGUGACGAGAUUGGGCGAGGGCCAGUAACCCUCGGCCUUGACAGAAAUGAACAGUCUUGUGAGUCGCGCUGCGAUACGAGGGGAAAUCUCGAGGGUAUCAAUAUGCUUCAGCAGCUCCAUGAGAUGAACUUCUGUGAACGACCGGUACGAGAGAAUGGCCUCGAAUCCCUCCAGCUGCUCCUCGUUCGAAGUCUUGGACACAGCGAGUGCAACAGCCAGAAAGAGGGCAUCCGUGGAAGGGGAGGGGAGGAGACCAUCUUCGAUCAUUUGUUGGUAAACCGCCCCAGCUUGCUCGUAAGACCUGCGCUCGAAUAGGAAGCGAAUGACAUUUUCUCCCACUUUGGAUCGGGAGGGUAUUUGAAGGUCGUUGCCGCGUAGACGUUGACGCAGCCAUGCGCUCUGGUUCACAUUGUGGUCCUGUUUUAUGAGGUCCAUGACCUCCAUGAACGAGGCCGCUACUUCAUCCGCAUGUUGCUCCACUGCUGGCUCCGGCGAGAUGGGAAGUUUGCUUGCAGCAGCGGCGUGCGAAGCGUACCGUGAAGACAAACGGUCUCGCAAGAAUAUAUGAGGCUGGAGAGACAAGAAACGAAGAGGAGAUGAGCGACGAGAAAAACUAAGCCAUGAACGCAUGCAGUUUGCUCAUGAAAGUUGCAUCGAAAGG